This is a messenger RNA of Scheffersomyces amazonensis, 1308 nucleotides long. RefSeq names its product Rho family GTPase (gene RHO2). Gene Ontology annotation, molecular function: GTPase activity; protein kinase binding; GTP binding. NCBI's taxonomy places the organism in Eukaryota, Fungi, Ascomycota, Pichiomycetes, Serinales, Debaryomycetaceae. Bases 312 to 881 code for a protein of 189 amino acids. Gene Ontology annotation, cellular component: cytosol. The transcript has a single exon. Gene Ontology annotation, biological process: small GTPase-mediated signal transduction. The record is from RefSeq and is a predicted model, not a curated record.
UUUUCUGAUGACUACCCAACACUCAGUGGCAGUGGUGACCCAUCACCAAACUAAUGGUUGCUGGGCUUAGAACUAGUACGAGUUAAGGUUCCCCGGUACUGGAUUGAGUCCGUCAGUUAGUCAUUUGGUUGACUAUCUUCAAACCAUAGUUAUAUAUACAUACAUACAUACAUUUGUAUAUGAGUAACUAUCAUCAUUAAUAAUUCAUUAUUAGUUCAUUGUGUUGAUUGAUCAUCUCAAUGGUCAUCAAUCCAUUUUAAACUUGAUUGCAUUUAUACCUAUACAAUUAGUGAUAAUUUUGAUUAUUAACUAUGACUCAAGAAGCCAUACUUAGUCGAAAACUUAUUAUAGUGGGAGAUGGAGCAAUUGGUAAAACUUCAUUAUUAUAUGUAUUCACAUUAGGUGAAUUCCCCACUGAAUAUCAUCCAACUGUAUUUGAGAAUUAUGUAACUGAUUGUCGAAUCGAUGGUAAAACAGUUCAAGUAGCAUUAUGGGAUACUGCAGGUCAAGAAGAAUAUGAACGUUUACGUCCAUUAAGUUAUCGUAAUAGUCAUGUAGUAUUAAUUGGUUUUGCAUUAAAUACUCCCGAUUCUUUAGAAACUGCAAGAACAAAAUGGAUUGAAGAAGUUAAAAAAUAUUGUCCUCUGACUCCAUAUGUUUUAAUUGGUUUAAAGAAAGAUUUAAGAUUAAGUACUAAAGAUCAUAUUAAUUAUGUUCAAUUCGAACGUGGUAAACAAGUUGCUCAAGAAAUUGGUGCUAAAGUUUAUUUAGAGAGUAGUGCAUUAACAGGUGAAGGAGUUGAUGAUAUUUUUGAAUAUGCCAUAAGGACAAGUUUAUUGGUUCAGCCAAAGACUAAAAAUUCAUGUUGUGUUAUAUUGUAAGUAGUUAAUCAACGAUAUGAUAGAGGAAUUGAUUUAGUGUAGUACUCUUAAUGUAGUCAUACUCCGUUAUCGGCUUUAAACUCUCUGCUAUAGUAUACCCAUCUGCUGUAGUAUAUUGGUGGUAUGGAACUAUAUAGUACCAAAAUAGCAAUAUCUACGUUAAUAUUGCACUAUUGCACUAUUGCACUAUUAUUCAGAAUUAGACUAUUUUAGUGACACUUCGAAUUACACUAUUUUAGUCAACACUAUUCAAAUUACACUAUUUAGUAUAAUACUAGUAUAGCACUAGGCUAUGCUAUGGUAGACUUACUCCACUUCUAGUAGUCUAUACAAUUACUACUAUUCGUCUACUAUACUAUUAGUAUACUCUAACAUUACCACCUUAUAACCUAACCUUAUAACAUUACUACAACUUUAUUACUAUACU